GGUUGAAAACAGACAGAGCUGUCUGACUCCAUUUUCACUGACUAUUUCUGAGAGACGCUGGAUCGUCAGCAUGGCAUCUGAAGAGCUUGCUAAGAAGCUGCAGUCGCGACUGGCUGCUGCGGAAGAGGUCGAACAGAGGCCUGAGUCCGAACAGAGUCCGGUUCCAGCCCAGUCCCUGGAGCCCGAUCAUGCCUGUGGAGAAACGCCGUCCGAGCUGGCAACGAAACUGAACCGCAGGCUGGACAUUAAUGACGGAAAUGCUCCUUCUCGGGCGACCCUUGUCUUUAACCCUUACACUGAGUUUAAAGAGUUCUCUCGCAAGCAAAUUAAAGACAUGGAGGCGAUGUUCAAACGGUAUGACACUGGAAAAGAUGGCUUUAUUGACCUGAUGGAAUUGAAGCUGAUGAUGGAGAAGUUGGGAGCUCCACAGACUCAUUUGGGCCUGAAGAACAUGAUCAAAGAAGUGGAUGAGGACUUUGAUGGCAAAUUGAGCUUCAGAGAGUUUUUGCUGAUCUUCCGUAGAGCUGCAGCUGGAGAGUUGCAGGAGGAGAGUGGGUUGAUGGCUCUUGCCAGGCUGUCUGAGAUCAAUGUCUCCACUGAAGGGGUGAUGGGGGCCAAAGACUUCUUUGAAGCCAAGGUGCAGGCUCUGUCUCAGGGCAGCAAGUUUGAGGCUGAGAUUCGAGAAGAAAAAGAAGAACGCAAGAAGCAGGAGGUGGAAAAGAAAGAGCGGCAAGCCGCCUUCAAGCAGCUGCAGUCUGCCUUCUAUUCAUGACCACUCAAUCUCCGCAUCAGCCGGUUUAUGUUAAUGAGAUUUUAAACUUUUUUCCCAAUCCAUUCACACUGUAAGAACAACAUAACUCAGAAUAAGGUUUAAAACAAAAAGAUUAAAGUAAUUACACCGUAGAGUAGUUAAAACUAAACUUCCUAAUAAAUCAUAGGUGAAUUUUACUGAUUUUUUUGCAGUUGUUCAACAAAACUCUCACAUGCAAAAACACAGAUUCAGAUGUGUAGGAUGAUUUGUGAUCUCUUGAAGUUUGUAUAAACCUGAAAGGCUAAAGCUGAAUUUCUAUAAAUUAGUUUGGAAGAUUUUACCCUAAGGAAACUGAGCGAUUUUUGUUCAUUCUGUCUACACUGGGUUCUGCUGCUUGUGAAAUUUUUAACAUUCCGGAUUUUUUAAGAUUUUGUCACAUGAUGUUUUGCCUAAAUGUAUUCAUAAUUUUAGUGUGGAUUUUCCUACCUUAAAAUUUACUGCAGAAAUACAUAAUGGUGUUUUAAAAUAAGAUAAAGCGCUAAAAUUGCUUCCUGUCUUUUACAGAGAGGUAACAAAAUGUAUUUUGCAAUAAUGUGGCAUUAGAAAAUCACUGUCAUUUUUCAUCAUAAGGGGUUGUCUUUAAGACACAUUGUUAUAACUGAUUUCACGUCUUUUCAGCACAGAGAACAUCAUCUUAGAACAGGUGUUAAGAUCUCUAUAUGUUCAAGCUACUUUAACUAAAAAACAUCUUGUUGCUGAAAAAAGGUAGAUGUGCUAUAAAGUGACAACCUUUCUUACUUCUGCUUGAGCCUACUAAAUAAUAGCAAAAUUGUCCCUCUAUGCUGAACAUAAAGGCUCUGUCUCAAGGCAUCAAGUAUGGUGGGGGUAACAAGAAUUUGAUACACUGCCAAUUUUGCAGGUUUUCCCACUUGCAAAGCAUGUAGAAGUCUUUAAUUUUUAUCAUAGGUACUAUUUAACUGUGAGUGACGAAAUCUAAAACAAAAAUCCAGAAAAUCACAAUGUGUGGUUUUUAAUUAAUUUGCAUUUUAUUGCAUGACAUAGGUGUUUGAUCACCUAACAACCAGUAAGAAUCAUGGCUCUCUCAGGCCUGUUCUUCCUGAAGAACCUCUCCUGUUCUCCACUCAUUACCUGGAUUAACUGCACCUGUUUGAACACGUCUGUAUAAAAGACACCUGUCCACACACUCGAUCAAACACACUCCAACCUCUCCACAACGGCCAAGGUCAGAGAGCUGUGUGAGGACAUCAGGGAUAAAAUAGAAGACCUGAACAAGGCUGGGAUGGGCUACAGGAAAAUAGUCAAGUGAGAAUGCAGCAACUGUUGGCUCAAUUAUAACAAAAUAGAAGAAGUUCAAGAUGACGGUCAUUCUCCCUCGAUCUGGGGUGCCAUGCAAAAUCUCACCUCGUGGGGCAUCAAUGAUCAUUCAGAAGGUGAGGGAUCUGCCCAGAACUACACGGCUGGACUGGGUCAAUGAUCUGAAGAGAGCUGGGACCACAGUCUCAAAGAAGACCAUUAGUAACACACUACACCGCCAUGGAUUAAACUUCUGCAGCGCACGCAAGGUCCCCCUGCUCAAGCCAGCGCAUGUCCAGGCCUGUCUGAAGUUUGCAAAUGACUAUCUUGAUGAUCCAGAGGAAUGGCAGAAGGUCAUGUGGUCUGAUGAGACAAAAAUAGAGCUUUUUGGUUUAAACUCCAAUUGCCGUGUUUGGAGGGAGAAGGAUGAGUACAACCCCAAGAACACCAUCCCUACCGUGAAACAUCUUUGGGGAUGCUUUUCUGCAAAGGGGCCAGGGCCAUGUAUCAGAAGAUCUUCGCCAACAACCUCCUUCCCUCAGUGAGGGCAUUGAAGAUGGGUCGUGACUGGGUCUUCCAGCAUGACAAAGACAGGGCAACUAAGUACUGGCUUUGGAAGAAGCAUCUCAAGGUCCUGGAUUGGCCUAGCCAGUCCCCAGACCUGGACCUAAUCAAAAAUAUUUAGAGGUGGCUAAAAGUCCGUGAUUCCCAGCGACAGCCCAAAACCUGAAGGAUCUGGAAAAGAUCUGUAUGGAGGAGUGGUCCAAAAUCCCUGCUGCAGUGUGUGCAAACCUUGUCUAGAACUACAGGAAACAUCUGAUAUCUGUAAUUUCAAACAAAGGUUUCUGUACCAAAUAUUGUUUGCUUUUUCUGAUGUAUCAGAUACUUAUGUCAUACAAUAAAAUGCAAAUGAAUUACUUGAUGCCCCACGAGGUGAGAUUUUGCAUGGCGCCCCAGAUCGAGGGAGAAUGACCGUCAUCUUUAACUUCUUCUAUUUUGUUAUAAUUGAGCCAACAGUUGCUGCAUUCUCACUUGACUAUUUUCCUGUAGCCCAUCCCAGCCUUGUUCAGGUCUUCUAUUUUAUCCCUGAUGUCCUCACACAGCUCUCUGACCUUGGCCGUUGUGGAGAAGUUGGAGUGUGUUUGAUCGAGCGUGUGGACAGGCGUCUUUUAUACAGACGUGUUCAAACAGGUGCAGUUAAUCCAGGUAAUGAGUGGAGAACAGGAGGGGUUCUUCAGGAAGAACAGGCCUGAGAGAGCCAUGAUUCUUACUGGUUGUUAGGUGAUCAAACAUCUAUGUUAUGCAAUAAAAUGCAAAUUAAUUAAAAAUCACACAAUGUUAUUUUGUGGUUUUAUGUUAUAGAUGCCGUCACUCACAGUUGAGAAGUACCUAUGAUAAUAAGACUUCUACAUGCUUUGCAAGUGGGAAAACCUGUAAAAUCAAAUACUCAAUUUAGAUUUGGCCAGAGUUGACACACAGCUAAUUAAGAGUAUCAGAGCAAUGAAAAGCCAGAUCCCUGCAUGUCUUGUUUUAACCAACAGGAAAUCUUUUGGCCUUUUAUCACAGGUCACACUUAUCUCAUUUCAGAGAAUAGAUGUUAGCCAAGUUCCCUUUAGUGUUGUGUUGGUGACGAUGAACUAGCAGGAAACCUGCCAGUCCUUGAGUGGAAUGCAGCUGUUAUUGCUCCUGUGUAUCUGUUGCCAUGAUGUGAUGAACUCUCUGCUGAAAUAAGGUCCAUAUCAGUUUCACAGACAACCUUUUAGACAGAAGAUCUGAAUACGAGCCGUUCUGUGUCCACAGCAGCAAUGUUUAAUGUAACUUUUCGUGUAAAUGAAAAAAGUGGGUUUUUUAAGGUUAAAAUUGUUUUUAUCGUUAUUUUAGUCAUAUGAUGCUAAAUAAAAAAUGGUAAUUGCAAUGUUUAUUUUAGGCAGUUGUAAACAAUAUGUUCUACCCCAUGUGGAAUGAAACCUUAUAACUGAAAUAAAGGUAAUAAAAAGGGAA
This is a messenger RNA of Girardinichthys multiradiatus, 4066 nucleotides long. RefSeq names its product EF-hand domain family, member D1 (gene efhd1). The transcript has 4 exons. The record is from RefSeq and is a predicted model, not a curated record. Gene Ontology annotation, molecular function: calcium ion binding. The coding region runs from base 71 to 772 and encodes 233 amino acids. Lineage: Eukaryota; Metazoa; Chordata; Actinopteri; Cyprinodontiformes; Goodeidae.